Molecule: messenger RNA, 2273 nt
Organism: Mustela erminea (ermine)
Lineage: Eukaryota; Metazoa; Chordata; Mammalia; Carnivora; Mustelidae
Gene: HOMER2
Product: homer scaffold protein 2
Exons: 9
Coding region: 190-1221 (343 amino acids)
Biological process (GO): regulation of store-operated calcium entry; G protein-coupled glutamate receptor signaling pathway
Cellular component (GO): plasma membrane; postsynaptic density; cytoplasm
Molecular function (GO): G protein-coupled glutamate receptor binding
Source: RefSeq, a predicted model, not a curated record
CCUCCCGCCCGCGCCUGGCGGCGGCGGCAGCUCCACCGGCAGCCGCGCAGCCCCGCGGAAUGGAGCGGCGCCGGGGCUGAGCCGGGCGCGCACGGGCCGCCGCAUGUGCCGCGCGGGGAGCGGCUGCGGAGCGCGCGGGGAGCGAGCGCCAGAGGGCCCGUCGGAGCGGCCGCCGGAGCAGCGCCGGAGAUGGGAGAACAGCCCAUCUUCACCACGCGGGCGCACGUCUUCCAGAUCGACCCCAGCACCAAGAAGAACUGGGUGCCGGCGAGCAAGCAGGCGGUCACCGUUUCCUACUUCUACGAUGUCACCAGGAACAGCUAUCGCAUCAUCAGCGUGGACGGAGCCAAGGUGAUCAUCAACAGCACCAUCACGCCCAACAUGACCUUCACCAAGACGUCGCAGAAGUUCGGGCAGUGGGCUGACAGCAGAGCCAACACCGUGUUUGGCCUGGGGUUCUCUUCGGAGCAGCAACUGACGAAGUUUGCAGAGAAGUUCCAGGAGGUGAAAGAAGCUGCCAGGCUGGCCAGAGACAAGUCCCAGGAGAAAAUCGAGACCUCGAGCAACCAUUCCCAGGUGUCCAGCGUCAACGGGACAGACGAUGAAAAGGCCUCUCACGUGGGUCCUGCUGACGCACAGCUUAAGUCUGAGAAUGACAAGCUGAAGAUCGCCUUGACACAGAGUGCCGCCAACGUGAAGAAAUGGGAGAUGGAGCUGCAGACCCUGCGGGAGAGCAACGCGCGGCUGACCACGGCGCUGCAGGAGUCGGCCGCCAGCCUGGAGCAGUGGAAGAGGCAGUUCUCCGUCUGCCGUGACGAGAACGACCGGCUCCGGAACAAGAUUGACGAGCUGGAGGAGCAGUGCAGCGAGAUAAACCGGGAGAAGGAGAGGAACACGCAGCUCAAGAGGAGAAUCGAGGAGCUGGAGUCGGAGCUGCGGGAGAAGGAGACGGAAUUGAAAGACCUCCGCAAACAAAGUGAAAUCAUACCUCAGCUCAUGUCGGAGUGUGAAUACGUCUCUGAGAAGUUAGAGGCGGCAGAGAGAGACAAUCAGAACCUAGAGGACAAGGUGCGGUCCCUCAAGACGGACAUCGAGGAGAGUAAGUACCGCCAGCGCCACCUCAAGGUCGAGCUCAAGAGCUUCCUGGAGGUGCUGGACGGCAAGAUCGACGACCUGCACGACUUCCGCCGCGGCCUCUCCAAGCUGGGGUCCGACAACUAGGGGCAGGGCGGGGGGCGGGGUGGGCGGGGUGUCCCCCGUGGGCGGUGCUUCUGUCCGCGCGGGGCGGGGCUGGGGGCGGGGCAUCCUCCCGUGGGCGGUGCCUCUGUCCCCGCAGGGCGUGUGUCGGCGGGGGAGGGGGCGCGUUUGCGCUCUGGUGGUGGGUGGUGCCACCGCUCUCGCCUCUCUCGCCGGGCCAGGCUGCGGACCCCGGGAAGCCGCUGACUCAGGAAUCCCGCGCCGGGUCCCCCCGUCCGCGGUCACGCGGUCAGGGCGGGGACGGCUGUAUCUUUCUCAAGGGCUGUUGCAACCGCACCACCUGAGCAAGGUGUUUUCUAAUCCAAAUACGCACACCCUUUACACCUUCGGAGGAGCGCGGAGUGUCCGGGUGCCCGUGGGGGGGGCGGGGGGCACGGGGAGCAGCUGUCCUCCGGGUCAGAACCCAGAUGCUUUCCAGCAGCCACUUAGUAGAUGCUGGUCGAGAAAGAACAGGUGUCGGGGGCGUGCGGGACUGCCUGCCUCCCCUCCGCCCCCUCCCUCCCACGUCCUGUGUGUAGGGUUGCCACAACGUCCCUUUCCCGGGUUUUAAUUUCGGAGCAGAUCGCUGUGCGGUGGGAGCCACACGCGGUGACGGUGCCUGGCAUAGAGUAGGUGCUUAAUAAAUAUUUGUUCGACUAAACAUUUAAACAGCACUUAGUGUUUUAAUCAACCCCCCCAGCGGAGUCCAUCGGACCCUGUUGGACAAUCCAUCCUCUUGCAGCGCUGGACAGGAGUUCGACUGAUGGUGUGCAGUCCAGCUUCUGGAUUGCCUCCGGGUGCCCCCGGGCAGGGUGGGUGGCAGAGGAGGCAGCAGGAGCUGGUCCAAGGCUGCUCACUAGCCCAUCCAAGCUGCUCUGCCCCCCCCCCCCCGCCCCGUGCCUUUGAACUGGGACCACCCUGUUUUUCUAGGGUGGGGAUGUAGGCUCGACCCCAUGUUGGGACUGGACAACUAAGAAAUAAAUCACAGGAGUUCUCAAGAGAGAGUCUGCUCAAACUGUCUGAGCCUUGGCCGUAGC